AUGCCGUCGCCGGACGCGGCGGCGAGGCACACGGGGGCCGGCGUGGCGCGUCGGCAGGCCCACCACGAACGGAUGCGCGACGAGCGCGCUCGGGAGGCGGCCGCGGGCAACGCGGAGCUUCCGCCGGAGGACGACGCGGUCGAGAUGGCGAGCGCCGCCCAGCUGCUGGACAGCGUGGCGGAGGCGGGCCCGAACUACACCCUGCUGCGCAGCAAGGAGACGACAGGCGAAGCGGCUACCUGGAAAACCCCGGGCCUAGCCAGCGGUCUGGUGGACGGCCUAGUGGAUGAUCAGGAUAGCUUGGCUGGUAUCGAUGAGAAUCUCGGCGUCAACGCGGGCCUGACCAGCUCGGGCGCACUAGCGCAGGACAUCAGGGAGCGCCUUGCAAUCUUUGGCAUCGACGUGCCCGGCGCCGCGCCAACCUGGCUUCCACCGCAUGGAGUUGGGUCGGCGAUGAAGUCAAUGGGCUAUCGCGUCCGCAAUCCAGUCGCGUGCAUCAACUCAAUGGUGGGCUCCGUGCUCGUGUGCAAAGAGUCGGAGAGCCGGCCCGAGUGGGUGGACCGGAACAUCGUGCUCGACAUGCUCAUCCUCACGCGGACGGUCAUUUCCAAGCUGCUCACCUUCAACACUGCCGACGACUGGAUCGCGCAGCUUGAAGAUCGAUUCGACGAGGAUGACGACGGCGAUGUGGACAUCUCGGAGCUGCAGGCCUUUAUCGCGGAGGACGAGGGCCUCUCCAAAAAUAAGAAGGUGCUCCGGUGUUUAAAAAGGGCGGAGAAGCUCGCGAUGAAUGGCGGCACGUGCAAGCAGAUGCUCAUGGCGCUCGAGCCGGUGAGGGAGCUGCUCAGAGCGGGAGGGCAGAACGGAAACGACGAGGACGGCGGUGCUCCCUGCCACGACAAGGCCGAGGAGUUCCUCACCGGCGAGGAGUCAAUAACGCGCAACGUCUACGCCGCGCACAUCUGCCUCGAGGAGGGAUGGAAGGACCCCCGCGGCGUCCGUGUGCGGCCUCUCAAUGACGAAACGACUUGCGACGCGCUCUCGUACCUGUCCAAGGUACCCAUCGUCAAGGCGUUCGCCGCGUUGAUGGGGCCGCUGAUCGACGAGCUGGAGGACGCCGGCCUCGAGGUGGGCAAGUCCAUCCGCGCCUUCCCUUACGACUGGCGGGUGGCCAUCCCGAAGCUCGAGGAGCGGGACGGCUACUUCACGUCGCUGAUGGAUGGGAUCGAGCAGCUGGUGGCAGCACAAGGCCACCCAGCGGUACUGCUCGCCCAUUCCAUGGGCUGCCGCGUCGCCCACUACUUCACACACUGGGUCGUGUCAUCCCCGGCGGGCGUGGCGCGGGGCGGCCGCGAGUGGCUUGACAAGUACGUUAACUCGCUGGUGGCGGUCGCGGGCCCGUUCCUUGGGGCCACAUCGGGCACGCAUCAGUACAUCAUCCCUGGCACGGUGAACGGCUUGGUGCCAGCGGUGCUCUCGGUGUCGGGAGGACACACCGUCAUGCGUUCGUGGGGCUCGAUGUUCUUCCUCUUCCUCGCGUCCAAGGCGCUCCGCGGCACCCCAAUCUCGCACCCGUGCUGGGUGCGGAGCCAGGGCGUCCUGCAGAUUGAGCUGAUCAGCCUCGACCUCAUUGACACCGACGCCGACAGUGACACGGACUCCUAUGUCGUCUUUACGCUCCGCAGCUAUCGUGGAGGUCCGAUCGUAAACCGUGCGGGAAACGACCUCAACCUCACUAGUGCAGCGGUGGGCGGUGCGCAUCCCGUCUACAACGAGCUGUUUCAAUUCUCGUGGGAUGCCGAGCCCGACUCGCUCCCCGGCCUGGAGCUGACCGUCUGCAUCAAGGACGAGCGCCUCUUCGGAACCGACCCCGCCAUCGGCGAGUACAAGCUGUGCCUCUCCGAUGGCGACGAUGCCACUCCGGCGACGCGUGCGCUCUUCACUCGCAGCAGCUCGCCCGUAGCCCCGCCAAUUCAGAUGGUUGCUGGCGAGCGCAUCGAGCUGCAUCGCGUCCCGCUUGGAGAGUCGGGCGCCAAAGCGACCUUGAACCUGCGCUGGCUCCCGUCAGACUUCACACCCGCUGGGUACAAGGUGCCACACGAGGGCAUCCCCGGCUGUGGGGGCGAGGCAGACACUGGCGAGUGCGAAGUGGCGACCAAGCGGUUGCAGGAGAGCUUGGGCGAUAAGGGCGAGGUCUGCUGGCCUUUUCGGGACGGGGACGAGCGUUGCGAUGGUCGCUCGGGGUCUUACCGGCCCGUCUCGAUGGAGACGAUGUUCGCGCUCGAAGAGAUGUUUCGCGAGUUUGAGAUGUGGCAGGGCCUCUAUGCGGGUGAUCCUGUCUUUUCAGCCAACUGCACGGCUGCGCCAGAGAUCAAGCGCGUCCUCUCCAUCCAUGGCUGCGCCAAGCCAACAAUGGCAGCUGUCGUCUACCGCCGGCGAUCAUGCAAGUUCAAGGAAGGCCAGCGAACCUGCCUCUUCGAGCCGGACGGCGAUGCACAGGUCGCGCACGAGGGCUUUCGGAUUAAGAAUGGGGUCAUCUACGAGAUGCCGAACGCGCCGCAGGUGAACGUGGAGUCGAAAAAGUGGAGCGACGCGGACCAGCACCUUUGGACCUUCACCUCCGGCUCCGGCGACCGGACGGUCAACUACUCGUCCCUGAAGUGGCCGUUGUCCUGGCGGCAAGACGGACUGCGCGUCGAUGAGAUUGAGAUCCCAGGUGCGGAUCACCGCGGCAUUGUGUCCAUGCCGAUGACCCACUUCUCGGUGCUGCAGCACGUGUGCCGGCCGCCACAGAUCAAAAUACUUGUGAGCCAUGUGUACCUCGGCGAGAUGCGAUGCGGAUCGUGCUACUACAGCUGCCGGUACAAACCGCCACCCGAGCUCGUCAACGACGAGCUUCGUGUCACCUACGAAUGGGACCUCGCGCCCAACAACAUGACGGAGACGGUCACAACCCGCCUCGCGCACACCGAGUGGGUUCCCGUGGCACAAGCUCAUUGCAGCGCUGCGUGGGCCACGCACUCCCAAACCGCAGGCAGCAUCUCAGAGGAGGCGGCCCACAUGAACAACGGAUGCCGAUUUUCUCUUGAGUAUCGCUCAGCCGGCGGCGACCCGGCACUGUACCCCGGCAGCACGACAGUCAAGCUCUGCCGUGACGACAUCCACGGUGAAGACCGGGAGAUUGUGGUCGACCUCGACACCGCUCGCAUCAAUGUCGCAAUAGAACUUAAAGUCAAGCCAGUGGCCGGCGCGCAGUAG
Molecule: messenger RNA, 3258 nt
Organism: Emiliania huxleyi CCMP1516
Lineage: Eukaryota; Haptophyta; Isochrysidales; Noelaerhabdaceae
Product: phosphatidylcholine-sterol O-acyltransferase
Exons: 2
Coding region: 1-3258 (1085 amino acids)
Biological process (GO): lipid metabolic process
Cellular component (GO): cytoplasm
Molecular function (GO): calcium ion binding
Source: RefSeq, a predicted model, not a curated record